CCGACCGGGCAAAAUCGACUCGUAAAUGUGUUCGCGAGACUCUCGCGGAACCUCACGUUAAGUGGUCAGAUUUCAAGUAGCUUUUAGGUUGUACAAUGAUCAUUAGUAAAAGUAUAUUAAAUAUGUAACUGUGAUUGACAAGGAACAUUUGUAAGGCUCGAGUGGGAAAAGGGCUUGAGCAGAUCACCAGGUCUUCACGCCAUCUCAUCAAAUGUGCAAAUGUAGACAUGUGACAUUAAGGAUAAGGGCUCCCAAGAUGAAAAGACGAUCGCUGCCCACCGUCCGGGAGGAAAAUCGUAGGAGUGUGUGUACCAGUGACUUUGCAAUAUAUUCCAUGGUGACAGCAACUGCAGUGCUUAGCUAUAUGAACAGUUUAUCUGGCGAGUUCGUUCACGAUGAUAUACCAGCUAUAGUGACAAAUGGUGAUGUGACUGGUGGGAACUCGUUGAAGCAACUGUUUUUGGAUGACUUCUGGGGUACACCUAUGGCUGAUGCGAACAGUCAUAAGUCGUACAGGCCUUUGACUACGCUUUCCUUUAGACUGAACUACGCCCUCGCGGGGCUCCGGCCGUGGUGGUGGCAUGCGUGCAACGUCGUGUUACACGCUGCGUGUUGCGCGCUUGUAGCGCGAGCGUGUGUUACUGUAGCGCGUCUGCAACGACCGUUCGCGGCGCUCGCUGCUGUGCUAUUUGCCGUUCACCCCGUACACACGGAAGCAGUGGCAGGAGUGGUGGGCAGAGCUGACGUACUAGCGUGUAUAUUCUUUCUAUCAUCACUAUUAGUUUAUCACAGACCUACAAGUAACAAGAAAUGUGUAUGGCUAAGUAUAGGACUCGGGGCUUUAAGUAUGUUGGCGAAGGAAACUGGAGUCACAAUAUUACUACUCAAUCUAGCCAUCGACUUUUAUAGGUGCUGGCCCUUCGUAAAAAGAUCAAUAUGCUCUUUGAAGAUCGAGAAGAAAUGCACUGGGUUGUCAGUAAGGGCAAUCAAGGUGUUAGUAUCGUUGGCUCUGCUGGUCUGCCUAAGGUUGGCUCUAUUGCAAGGCACAUGGCCUUCCUUCUCACCACAGGACAAUCCUACCGCGUUCCAUGCCAGUUUCUUCGUCAGAUUGAUGACGUUUUGCUACCUAGCGGCGUUCAACUGGUGGCUUCUGUUAUGUCCAUGGUCGUUGAGCCACGAUUGGCAGAUGGGUUCAGUUCCUCUGGUCACCAGUGGAUGGGAUCUUCGGAAUCUGGUGACGUGUGCCGCCUUUGGAGCCUUGCUGUUGCUCUGCUACCGAUGUGUGGCCGACCUAGAGGUUCAGAGGCAUACUCCAGCUGUGAUAGGUCUUCUACUUCUGGUAAUACCGUUUGUACCAGCCAGCAAUCUACUAGUGACUGUUGGUUUUGUCAUCGCUGAACGGGUACUUUACAUCCCUAGUGUAGGCAGCGUGAUAAUCACAGCAUACGGAGUUCAGCUGAUGUGGUCCAAGCCGGGAACGAAGGCGUUUCUAGUGGUAGGACUGGCGGUGUUGACGGCGAGCGGAGUUGCGCGCACGCAUCGACGCAACGCUGACUGGAGAGACCGAGCUACUUUACUCAGGGCGGAUUUAGUGACUUUGCCGCAAAACGCUAAACUGCACUAUAACUUCGCAAACUUCCUGAGAGAGACAGAACAGCAAGAGAAUGCUAUCAAACAUUACAAAGAAGCUUUGAGGCUAUGGCCAACGUAUGCGAGUGCCCACAACAAUGUAGGCACUUUGGUCUCCGGAAUGGAAAACGCUGAACAUCAUUUCCUACAAGCUAUAAAAUUCAACAAGUACCAUGUUAACGCACACUACAACCUAGGGAAGCUUUACAAGAAAAGUGGACGCACAACACAAGCAGUUUCAAUGCUGGAGAAAUGUGUGUGGCUGCAACCGAGGUUCGUACAAGCGUUCGUGGAACUCCUAACUCUGACCAGUGAUUCAGGGAAACAGCCCAUAUUGAGGCGGUUACUGACCUUGGAACCUGCUAAUUGGGAACAUCACGUGUUAUAUGGUGACUGGUUCAGAACUAAAGGCCUACCAAAUCCAGCGUCGAAAUUCUAUUUGGAAGCGAUGAGACUGAGUUUUAGAAACCGGAACAUUGAGAGGUUAGUGAGAGGCGAUCUGAUUUCAUUCAGGUCAACGGCUCUCAUGUACCGCUCGUUAGGGCAGAGAUCUAGAACGUUACAGCUUCUAACGAGAUGGCACACUUGGAGACGAGGAUGGCCGAGUGCUGCUGCUACACAUAUGUACUUGCGGGAUUGGAGACUGAAGAUGGAGCUGGAAGGAAGAGUACAAAUCUACUCUAAAGCUGUCAACCCUGCGAAAUCUACAACCUGCUUCGACCAUUCGCAACUUGCAGUCCUAAACGCAGCAGAAGAAACAGCUACAAAUUUAAAAGAAUCACCAAACAAAAGCGAACAAUUGACUCGUAAAAGUGUCGCAAAAUACCCAACUAGUGCUAAAAGUGACAAUAGUGAAGAAAGUUUGUGUAACUGCAAAACUUGCGGGACCAAAAAACGUAAUUUGUCAGUAUCAUCACAAAUAAAAACAACACACAACAAAUCAGAAAUUGGACUGAAAGAAAAAAAGUGUAGUUUGCGUAGAAAGGGUAAAGCUAUAAAGAACUCAGAUGUAAUACCAAACAUAGGGGCUCCGUUAGAACACAUACUUAUGAAAACGUUUUAAUUUUAAGAAGAUUUGUGUUUGGCGAGGUAACAGAUAU
Molecule: messenger RNA, 2729 nt
Organism: Pectinophora gossypiella (pink bollworm)
Lineage: Eukaryota; Metazoa; Arthropoda; Insecta; Lepidoptera; Gelechiidae
Product: protein O-mannosyl-transferase TMTC1-like
Exons: 15
Coding region: 212-2692 (826 amino acids)
Biological process (GO): protein O-linked glycosylation via mannose
Molecular function (GO): mannosyltransferase activity; protein binding
Source: RefSeq, a predicted model, not a curated record